Molecule: messenger RNA, 1192 nt
Organism: Entelurus aequoreus (snake pipefish)
Lineage: Eukaryota; Metazoa; Chordata; Actinopteri; Syngnathiformes; Syngnathidae
Gene: yipf4
Product: Yip1 domain family, member 4
Exons: 7
Coding region: 199-969 (256 amino acids)
Biological process (GO): endoplasmic reticulum to Golgi vesicle-mediated transport; vesicle fusion with Golgi apparatus
Cellular component (GO): membrane; trans-Golgi network
Source: RefSeq, a predicted model, not a curated record
GUCACAUUCCCCAACGUCCCGUACACUUCCGGCAUCCGGUUUCCUGCCGUCACAGAAUCGACAUCGAAAACAAGAUGCGAUUGUCAUAACUCCCCAAAUAUCUGUGAUCACUGAUCAAUGACACCAAUCACCUGGGAUCACCGGCAACUGUGUUCUUCGAGUGCUGUUUUGUAGGAUCGAUGCAUUCAAACUGACACGAUGCCGUUUUCUCCGAACAACGGAGACUUUACGUUCGUCUCCUCGACAGAAGCGCAAGAGCUGAGUGGCACAAUCGCUGCCCCUGACAUUCAAGUAAAUAUGAGCAGUGACAGUGGUAAAGAUCCAUAUGCCACUGCUUUCCUUAGGCAGCGAGGCUAUGGUUGGCUGCUGGAGGUAGAGGAGGAGGACAGCGAGGAGAGCAAACCACUUUUAGAGGAGCUGGACAUUGACCUAAAGGACAUCUAUUACAAGAUCCGCUGUGUGCUGAUGCCAAUGCCUUCAUUGGGUUACAACCGGCAGGUGGUCCGAGAUAAUCCUGACUUCUGGGGCCCACUCGCUGUGGUGCUGCUCUUCUCCAUGAUCUCCAUCUACGGACAGUUCAGGCUAGCUGUCUGCAAACUCUGGAAGAGAUUUCUGGAACAGAGGCGUCUCUUUAAUGAGGUUGUUUCCUGGAUCAUCACCAUCUGGAUAUUUGGAUCACUAACAAUCUUCCUCUUGGCACGUGUACUUGGCGGUGAGGUUUCCUACGGUCAGGUCCUUGGAGUGAUCGGAUAUUCCCUUCUUCCUCUCAUUGUUGUAGCCCCUCUGCUUGUUGUCAUUGGAAGCUUCCAGUUGAUUUCUACCUUAACCAAACUCUUUGGAGUCUUCUGGGCUGCUUACAGCGCUGCUUCACUGCUUGUUGGCGAUGAAUUCAAGACCAAGAAGCCUCUUCUCAUAUAUCCCAUUUUCCUUUUGUACAUUUACUUCCUGUCGUUGUACACCGGGGUCUGACUUUUGAUAUGGACCUUUUCAUGGACACUAACCCACGAGCAGAAAAGCCGUUCUUACUUUGGAACCAGGAAUGAUGUAUAUUUCUCUGUUAGAUUGUAGACUGUGGGGAUAUAUACAGUGUGUGUAUAUGUAUGUAUAUAUUUAUACAUUAUACACACACUUACAGUAUUUCCUUGUAUAUAGUUUUGUCUCGUCUUUGUUCAAUAAAAAGCAUCUGUUUUAA